CGCAGGCUCGGCACCAGGCAACGUAAAUCCUGCCGUGUCGAGUCGACUUCGUUAACUAGCAGUUAGUGCGCUCGAGCGCCUGAUGCCGCCGAUGAAUCAACGGUCAGCACGAACUUAACUCACUAACGAGCAUGCAACUACUGGCAACGGAGCGCUGCGGUCAACAUCGACAUCAUCCGUCGUCUCUCUCAUCGAUAAUAAUCUCGUCUCGAUGGUUUUCUCUUAGCCGCCACAUUUAACUUACUUAUCCCGUUUCACUCGUCUGUUCCUCUCUUCUUCAAGCGACCGCACCUCACUUUUAUUUUAUUUUAUUUUUUCCUUUGGUCUUUCUUGUGAUUCUGCUUUGGAUCCUGGUGGAGCCUUUCUCGCUGCCGAACACCGUCCUACCGGAUCCUCGAAGCCAACACACCUAACAUUUCUACAUUCCAUCUACAUCUUCUCUUCGCUUGGAGGAACGGUGUGACUGCUGUGUCCUGGCAACCAGAUCCUAACCCUGCAACGCCCACAAGACCGCGGAGUCUCCCAUCCGGUUCGCUGUUCUUGAUGCGUGAAUCGUCGGACACUCCACCUCCUCUCCAUUUCUCGCCUCCAUCAAGCGACCACGACCGUACCUCAACCCGUGAAUCCACACCAAUUGGCACUCCAGUCGGCUCUGGCCUCGCGAGUUCACGCAGACCCGAUCGGGAUCGAAAUUCCUAUUUUCCCUGGCAACGCAAACUCGGGGAGGAAGGCAAACCGGCUGCACGCGACCGUCAUACCAGCUUCUUAGGCGACCUGGGUGACUCUACAUUCCCUCUGUUUCAGUCUUCACCGCCUGAACGGACCAUGGAGAAUACAACGUCUCCGAUCAACAUUUCGGCGUCUCGCCAGACAUCUCUUUCCCCACCCGGCCAGCAAGCGUCCAACCUCACGUCCGCCCUGCAGAGAGCCGCGGCCGUGGACCGCCCUGACCUGAUCCCCGCCUGGAAUGGGGCCAGCCCUACCGCAUUCAAGACGAAUGGGGCGCGAAAGGACUCGUUCAGCGCCACAAUGGCACAAUAUUCGAAUGGUUCCAAGCCGAUUACUGUCGCUGGUUCUAACCGUGACAAGCCCCGUCGAGAGAGUCUUGCAGGCAGUCUAGUCGGAGGGAUGAGCUGGGGUGGUGUAUCGGUUGGAAGUUGGAUUAGAGAUGAUAUUAUCAUGACAGGAACCUCACCUUUCACACUACAGUCGCCCUCCUACCACUCCUCCUCGUAUCUGCCCAAACUCGAAGCAAAUUUCAUGCGCGACUUUUCUUGUUGUGGAAUCACGCUUCCCACACUUCAUGAUCUCCUCCAACACUAUGAAGAAGCCCACGCUCAAAAGUCGCCUCCGCCGCCACAAAGGUCGCAGUCAAGUCAGACCAUAUCAGAUAACAGAUCCGGCACGGCUGGAAAUCACAUGCAGCAAAAUCAACAGCCCGGUGCCGGGAAGGGAUUCGUCACACCUCAUCCUGUUGGCAACCAGCGCCCGCCAACCCAGAUGACGAGCGCAUCUCAACAACGGAUUCAACCACAGGGUGGAUUUAACACAUCCCGGGUUAUGGAUUUACCGGAUCUUGAUACCGUUGAUGAUAUGGAGAUGGACGAUCCCUUGUCAGAUACUAGUUUCCAGCAGCCCCAACAACAAGGAUUUUUGCAGGCUCGCUUUAGUCAGGAGAAUAGAGGAAACAGAGUGUCACCGCUCAACCUGGGAAUGCUUCAAAACCAAGGAUUUAGAAGCUCUCAGCCCGGUACACCCGUUUCUCCUGCAAGGCCCCUUCAAAAUAAUCCGACCGUAUCUUCCGUGAAUACGCCAACCCUCUUACCCCACUCUCUACAACAGCAGCCAGCUUCUCAGUUCCGCAAUACUCCCGAGUCUUCUACGCCUGGCACUCCUGCAGAACUCGACGAGUCGAUCGUUGGCGGAAUGAGUGACAUGUCUAUGCAAGGCGCCCCUCUUCCAGGGAACCAGCCUCAAUACCCCGGAUAUGGCGGGCAGAAUGAUAUGCUGGAUUUGUGCAUUGACGAACCAGCCAAAAGAUUGUUUAGACAGGGCGGAGGUUUCAAGAAUACACAGCCAAAUGCCCAGUUCCGGUUGGGCGGGGCCCAAUACGGACCCAACAGUGAAAUCGCACAACGCAUUCGAGAACAGCAGAGGCUUGCUGGUGUUCCUGAUCCAUCAUUCCUUAGGCCUGAUGAGGAACCUAAACCUUAUAGAUGUCCUGUCAUUGGGUGCGAAAAGGCUUAUAAAAACCAAAAUGGUCUCAAGUACCAUAAAUCGCACGGCCACAACAACCAACAACUCCAUGACAAUGCUGACGGAACAUUCUCUAUCGUCAACCCUGAAACUUCCAUCCCAUACCCAGGCACCCUUGGCAUGGAGAAGGAGAAACCUUACCGCUGCGAAGUUUGCGGAAAGCGAUACAAGAACCUUAACGGCCUCAAAUACCACAAAGCCCAUUCACCGCCAUGCAAUCCCGAGCUAUCAUUCAUGACUAAUAGGAAUAUGAACACCGGCGGAGUUAUGCAAGGCGAAAAUGUUAAUGUUGCUGGAGCCGGUCUCCCAGGAAUCGGAGAAUAA
This is a messenger RNA of Coccidioides posadasii C735 delta SOWgp, 2580 nucleotides long. RefSeq names its product Transcription factor SFP1 (gene SFP1). Gene Ontology annotation, cellular component: nucleus. Lineage: Eukaryota; Fungi; Ascomycota; Eurotiomycetes; Onygenales; Onygenaceae. The record is from RefSeq and is a predicted model, not a curated record.